CUGGACGUGGCGCAGCUGGACCCUUUCUAUGCCUCCAUCAUCCUGUUUGUGGGGCGAGCCUGGGAUGCCAUCACGGACCCCAUGGUGGGCUUCUUCAUCAGCAAAACACCAUGGACCCGAUUUGGCCGCCUGAUACCGUGCUCCAGGAAGCCAGGCAGGGGUGGAAGAAGGAGCCAGCCGGCUGCUGCUUUGCCCCAUUCCUGCCAGCAGAACCGAGGUGACCCCGGGACCAGGGCUCAGUGGGACUGAGAGCAAAGCCAAGCUGGGGAGAGGCAUUUGGCUGCUGGACCCAUAGGGCUGUGCUGCCUGGCUGCUCCCCAGCCCUUUCUGGAAUGAGAGAGGUGAUUGCAUCCCUCUGAACACACAGCAGUGCUACCAUACAAGAGAGGUGGGGGCUGGGGUUGGAAGCCAAAGGCAGAAGCAAUCACUUCCAUCAAAACAAGGAUGUCUGGUUCUGCAAAUAAAGUUCUUCCCUGGAAGCCUGAGUCAAAUCUUCUCUUUGCCACCACUCAUAUGAGACCUGAGCUGCUGCCUUUGGCCUGGUCUGAAUCACCUCUUUGGCAAUCACGUCCUGUCCAAGGCUUGGAUCAGGGUGGGCCACCUUGGGGUGGCUCAGGAGCCCCCAAAAUCAGAUGCCUGAACACCACUGGACAUGUGGUAGCAGGGAAAGCUGGGCUGGUGGAGUUGUUACCCAGGUGCUACAUGCCUGUGAGGCUUACACUGUGUCCUUCCCCCAAAGGAUUAUCUUCUCUACCCCAUUUGCUGUCAUCUCUUACUUCCUUAUCUGGUUUGUGCCGGACAUCUCCAGAGGACAAGUGAUGUGGUACCUUGUCUUCUACUGCAUCUUCCAGACCCUCGUGACGUGCUUCCAUGUGCCCUACUCGGCGCUGACCAUGUUCAUCAGCAGAGAGCAGAGCGAGCGGGACUCAGCUACUGCCUACCGAAUGACAGUGGAAGUGCUGGGCACCGUGCUGGGUACCGCCAUCCAGGGCCAGAUCGUGGGCACAGUGAUUACUCCCUGCAUCGAGAGCCCCCCCUUCAUUGGCAAGACCAACUCCUCGGUAGCCAUGGAGGAGCUCAACAUGACCCGUGACACUGGGUCGCUCACAGACACAAGAAAUGCCUACAUGAUUGCUGCGGGGGUCAUUGGGGGACUCUACAUCCUCUGUGCUGUGAUCCUGUCAGUAGGCGUGCGGGAGAAGAGAGAGUCCUCUGAGCUUCAUUCGGACACGCCUGUCUCCUUCUUCCAUGGGCUGAAGCUGGUGAUGAACCAUGGUGCCUACAUCAAGCUCAUCGCUGGCUUCCUCUUCACUUCGCUGGCCUUCAUGCUGCUGGAGGGGAACUUUGCCCUCUUCUGCACCUACACCCUGGGCUUCCGCAACGAGUUCCAGAACAUCCUUCUGGCCAUCAUGCUCUCAGCCACCUUGACCAUUCCCCUCUGGCAGUGGUUUCUCACCCGCUUUGGGAAGAAGACAGCUGUCUAUGUGGGCAUCUCGUCUGCCAUCCCCUUCCUCAUCAUGGUGGUCCUCCUGGACAGUAACCUCAUCAUCACCUACAUUGUGGCUGUUGCAGCUGGGAUCAGCGUUGCGGCUGCCUUCCUCCUGCCCUGGUCCAUGCUCCCAGACGUCAUAGAUGAUUUCAAGCUGCAGCACCCUGACUCCCAUGGCCAUGAAGCCAUCUUCUUCUCCUUCUAUGUCUUCUUCACCAAGUUUACCUCUGGGGUCUCCCUGGGCAUCUCCACACUCAGUUUAGACUUUGCAGGGUACCAGACCCGGGGCUGCUCACAGCCCAGGGAAGUGAACGUCACCCUGAAGAUGCUGGUGUCGGCUGUGCCUGUGGGGCUGAUCCUGGUGGGCCUGCUCCUGUUCAAGCUGUACCCCAUUGAUGAGGAGAAGCGGAGGAAAAACAAGAAAGCCCUGCAGGAUUUACGGGAGGAGAGCAACAGCAGCUCGGAGUCGGACAACACAGAACUGGCCAGCAUCGUGUGACCUGGGGCUCGGUCCGUCCACUCACGCCAGGGCUCUCCAAAGGACUUGGCCUCUCGGGGCUGGACCAGCCUCGCACCGGUGUGGGUGUGCGCUAUUGAGGAGUGCCUGGGAGAAGCCAUGCAGAGCAUCCACUGACUUGAACAUGAGAUCUGUGCUGGUCUCAUGUCCCCCAUGGGAUCCACAGAGUGCUGGUAGUGUACAUUACACGGAUUGACCCUCUGGUACCUGUGUGCCUCACAAGAAACAAGCACUGUUCCCUGCUGGGUCCCGAAGAGCAGAAAAGCCCGGAGCAGGAUCCUUUUGCUACUCAUGCCUGGUUCCCGGCCUGUACAGGGCUGGGGCGAUGGUUGGUGUACAUUACACUGUCAAUGUGACCGCGCCAGGGACAUGAGCCCACCUCUGCUGUCUGUACAUAUGCCACUAAUUUGGAAAGCUGUUCUCUUUUUUUUACAGAGCCUAAUUAACUUAAUGAUGUAAAUACAAAGCUAUUUUGUUUUUGUAUAUAUCUGUACAGAAACUGAUCUCGAGGACCUAUUAAUUUACAUAAUAGCAGGUGAAGUCAGCAGUGUGGGUGUAGAGGAUUUUUUGUUUAGCUAUUUUCUAUGGAUGUCAGCAAGCCCAGGUCCCUUCACAUGGCAUGGGGUGCAGGAUUGACUUCCCUGAAGCCGAAGGUGCAGGAAUGCUGUAAUCCAGGCUGCAGCCCUGUAACCCAUGCGGCUCCUUGCCUG
Molecule: messenger RNA, 2716 nt
Organism: Cuculus canorus (common cuckoo)
Lineage: Eukaryota; Metazoa; Chordata; Aves; Cuculiformes; Cuculidae
Gene: MFSD2A
Product: MFSD2 lysolipid transporter A, lysophospholipid
Exons: 13
Coding region: 633-1988 (451 amino acids)
Biological process (GO): carbohydrate transport
Cellular component (GO): membrane
Molecular function (GO): lysophospholipid:sodium symporter activity
Source: RefSeq, a predicted model, not a curated record